Molecule: messenger RNA, 1903 nt
Organism: Glycine soja
Lineage: Eukaryota; Viridiplantae; Streptophyta; Magnoliopsida; Fabales; Fabaceae
Product: NAC domain-containing protein 7-like
Exons: 4
Coding region: 570-1652 (360 amino acids)
Biological process (GO): regulation of DNA-templated transcription
Molecular function (GO): DNA binding
Source: RefSeq, a predicted model, not a curated record
UGUCGUCACUAUCAGUUGCUGGUGGGUGGAUCGGAGGAGGUUUACAUCUCUGUCUGUCUCUCUCUUUCUCCCUCGCCGAUUUAGCGCCACCUUUUAUGAACUCAAGGCUUUUCCUGCAAUCUAGCUCCAACUCAAUAGAUAAGCUAGAGAGAGAAACUUUUGAGAGGAUUGUUGUGCUUUUGUUUUCUAUUUAAAACCCUACCCCGUCUCCAUUUUCCCAUUCUUGAACCUUUCCAUCUCUUUCCUUUUCCUUCUCUUUCUCAGUGAUUCUCGGGAUCUCAUCUCUCUCUCUCUCUCUUUUGUAGACAACAACUCCUAGUAGACAGACAAUUAGUUCAUUCCUCGGUGCAGAACAGAACAGUUUGGAUUCACUUCAAUUCCCAAGGAACGCUAUUAAUUGCUCUUUCCACCUAACUUCUUUUCUUUGUCCCCUUAACUUGAUUGCCUUUCUUUUUGGCUGGAUUUGACGAUAUUCUUCUUAUAAAGAUUGUCAAUCAAAGGCAUCCCAGAAGCUACCAUAUUGAAUACGUACGUGCUGCAAAAGAGGUUAAUUAAAAUCUAGAGAAGAUAUGAAUACUUUUUCACAUGUUCCUCCUGGCUUUCGCUUCCAUCCCACCGAUGAAGAACUUGUUGAUUACUAUCUUAGGAAAAAGGUAGCUUCUAAAAGGAUUGAUCUAGAUAUCAUAAAAGAUGUCGAUCUCUAUAAAAUCGAGCCAUGGGAUCUUCAAGAAUUAUGCAAAAUAGGAAGCGAUGAAGAAAAUGAAUGGUAUUUCUUUAGUCAUAAAGACAAGAAGUACCCCACUGGGACUCGUACCAAUAGAGCUACAAAGGCAGGGUUCUGGAAGGCUACAGGAAGGGACAAGGCAAUUCACUCUAGCCCUAGGCAUUUCCUUAUUGGCAUGAGAAAGACUCUCGUCUUUUACAAAGGACGAGCCCCCAAUGGACAGAAAUCUGACUGGAUCAUGCAUGAAUACCGCCUAGAAACUAAUCAAAAUGGAACUACUCAGGAAGAAGGCUGGGUUGUAUGUAGAGUGUUCAAAAAACGAAUGACAACAGUGAGGAAAAUGGGGGAGUAUGAGUCACCAUGUUGGUAUGAUGACCCAGCUGUCUCAUUCAUGCAAGAGCUUGAAUCCCCAAGCAGAAUUUCUAACCCUUAUGCAUCAUACCACCAGCACUACCCUUUCAAGAAGGAGUUGGAAUUGCAAUUCAAUAUACCCCAUGAUGCUUUCCUCCAACUUCCACAGCUAGAGAGUCCCAAAGUUCCUCAAUCUUCAACCAGUUUGAAUUGUAGCCAAGUUAUCCCAUAUGGCUAUGGUAGCAAUAAUAAUGGCAAUGCUUUGCAGUCAUUGUCACUCACGCAAGAGGAACACAUAAAACAACAUUGCCAGCAACAAAGUCUGCAAUUUCCGUAUGGUAGCAAUGAUCAAGCAGUGGACCCUGCUACGGAUUGGAGAGUACUUGACAAAUUUGUGGCUUCUCAGCUCAGUCACGAUCAACAUUUUUCCAAGGAAACAAGUUAUUCCAAAGUGGCCGAACAAAUUAAGUUGCUAGCAAACGGAUGCACAAAAACGGAGAUUGGCCAGGAGAUGGCUUCAACUUCCACCCUUCCACCUCCAGUUGCCAGAUUGACCUGUGGAAAUGAAAGUUUAUAGCUAGAAGAUGCAUACUAUACUAAUUAUAGGGAGUACAGUUUAACGCUCUCGAAAAAGACAAAAAAAAAAACACACACACACUUAUGUACAUGAUAUACCCUAAAUUAUUAAAUAUCCUAAGAUGUUGAAAAUCUGCAGGUGACAGUGUGUCAACUAAUAAUCUGGAAUCGAUAUGAUGCAAGAAAUACACAUAUAGCAUAUAUAUAACUUCGAUUUGUUGUAAUGAAUUCAGUGCAAAUUUUAUUUAUCUA